AUGAUCAUAUCUGGUGUAACAGACCAAGAGCAUCUUGACAACCUAGAAGAAGUUCUCAGUCGACUUAGUGAACAUGGUCUCAGAGCCAACAUCGGUAAGUGCGAAUCUUCAAAGAAAGAAUCGAGUUCUGUGGUCAUGAGAUCAGCAAACUGGGUCUGCACAAGUCCCAACAGAAAGUGAAUGCUGUGAUAAAUGCACCACGUCCUGAGAGUGUUUCCCAAGUUCGUUCCUUUGUUGGUCUUAUUAAUUAUUACCACGAUUUCCUUCCAAACCUUUCUACCUUACUUCAACCACUAAACCAGUUGCUCGAAAAAGAGAGACGGUGGAAAUGGACCUCGGAAUGUGAGCAAGCUUUUCUGAAAGCAAAGGAGUUAAUUGCAUCCGAGGAAGUCCUUGCACAUUAUGACCCUCAACGCCCAAUCAAGUUAGAAUGCGAUGCAUCUCCGUAUGGGUUGGGGGCAGCUUUAACACAAGUGAUGGGUGAUAAUACUGAAUGACCAAUAGCUUAUGCUUCAAGGUCCCUUACAAAAACUGGAAAACUAUUCUCAGAUAGAUAAGGAAGCAUUGGCUUUAGUAUGGGGUGUGAAGAAAUUCCAUACUUACAUAUUUGCACGACAUUUCACUCUGCGAACAGAUCAUAAACCAUUGACAGCAAUUUUCAGUCCAACCAAGAUUAUACCAGCAACGACUGCUGCUCGAGUCCAACGAUAUGCACUAUUCCUUUCAGGGUUUGACUACGAGAUUGAACACCGUAGUUCAACACAGCAUUGUAAUGCAGAUGGAUUGUCCCGUUUACCUCUAGCAACCACUGAAGAUGAAGAAAAUCAGUCUGUUGACCCGGUUGAGGCAUUUCAUGUGUCACAGUUCAGCAUGUUGCCUGUAACUUGGCAGCAAGUACGCAAAGCAACCCAACGAGAUUCUACCCUCGCCCAAGUGUAUGAGCAUGUCAUGAAAGGCUGGCAUGAAAAUAAAGACCCCAACCUGCGUGCGCAACCCUUUUACUCUCGAAGAAACGAACUAACUAUGCACCAAGGAUGUAUUAUGUGGGGGAGCAGAGUUGUCAUUCCCACAAAGUUACGAAGCGAAGUGCUACAAAUAUUACACGAAAGUCAUGUUUGUGUGGUUAGAAUGAAAGCUCUGGCUAGAAGUUACGUUUGGUGGCCAGGAAUUGAUUUGGAGAUUGAAAGGAUGCAGUGGUUGCCAGCGGGUUCAACAUGCCCCCAAAUGCUCAACAUUACACCCAUGCGAGUGGCCAUCUACCCCCUGGUCACGUAUUCAUGUCGAUUUUGCAAGUUUAGACCAUUUCUUGCAAUGAUAUUUUUAGUGAUUGUUCACGUUCAUUCAAAAUGGUGA
This is a messenger RNA of Paramuricea clavata, 1353 nucleotides long. The record is from the annotation of a GenBank genome assembly. NCBI's taxonomy places the organism in Eukaryota, Metazoa, Cnidaria, Anthozoa, Malacalcyonacea, Plexauridae.